CAUGUGACGAGACAAAAUUGUUAACAGUUAAGGUUAACGGAGAGAUGAGGGCAACCGAAGAUGCGGUGGAACCUGUUUAGUUACUGGUUUGUCCUUUUCUCAAUUUAACCCAACAAUUAGUUUUAACUAUUAUCCUCAUCCUCAUCAUCCUCAUCAUCAUCAUCAUCUUUCUCUCUCUUCAUCUCACUCAAAUUCUCUCAUUUUCGCCGUUCUGAACCCGGAACACACCCGAUAGUUUGAAUCAGAAUUUUAUUCUUGUUGUUAUUUUUAUUUCUCUUUGAUUUUGUUUUUAUUUCUUUUUCGCGAUCAUCCCUAUUUACUUUUAAUUGUGAUUUAAUUAUUCCAUCAUUUCUAAUUCUAUUCGGAUGCCUUGUUGGCAUUCGUUUAUCUCAUUGUGAUGACUGUCACCUAAUCUCUUGUUGAUUAACUUGUUGUCUAAUCUAAUCCAAGUUAAUCCAUUUCUGUUAAUCUCUUUUUGUUUAUUUCUUUUGAAACUUUUUUUUUCUCAAUUGUUUUUCUUUAAUCAUGAAUUUAAUUGUUGUUGGUUUAAAUGCCAUUUCAAGGAAAAUUUUCUCCAAGUGGACAAUUGUGAUUCUAUUUGUGUUGAUUACAUUUGAUCAAUCAAUUUACUCCAAUGGAUUAUCCCAUCAUAAUAGUCCACCAGUUUUUGACUUUAAAAGGGAUUGGAUUAUCAAGGAAAAUGAAUCCAUAGGUCAGAAAGUCGCUUCUGUUUCAGCUCAUGAUUCUGACGGAGAUGAAAUUGUUUAUGGACUUGAAUCUGGCCUAUUCCGUGACGGGUCAUCAUAUUUCAAUAUUAAUCCUCAAACUGGACAAGUAUUUGUUAAACAAUCACUUGUUGGACAGGCUGGUAAUAGUUUCUAUGUACUAAUUACUGCCGAUGAUGGUUAUCACACGGCUAAAAUUGAAGUUAAUGCCAGAAUUGUCAAUCCAAAUUCUGAUCUAAAUAAUUUUGCUCUAAAUCAACCUGCUCAUCCAUUUUCACCUUUCCAUGGAUCAUAUCCUGGACCAUUUUUCGGUCAAAAUGGACAUAACAAUCAACGAUUACCAUCAGCAAUUGGGUUUCCUUAUUAUCCAUCAACAACGACAUCAUCAUCAUCUCCAUCCUCAUCUUCAUCUCUGUCAUCAUCAACAUCAUCUACAACAAAGGAACCAUCAACAUUAUCAUCAACUACAAGAAAACCAUCAUUAGUCAACUCAACUUUAUCUACAAUCAAAUCAACACAGAAAUCGGUUAAUCCAACGAAACAGUUAAUCACAACCAAACCAACAUUAAAAGUGACCACUAGACCGACAUUAGUGGUCACUGUUAAUUCAUCAAAUGUUAUUAAUUAUGUUAAAAAAGUUGAUAACAAUACAUCAAGUCAAAAGGUUACUGUUAAGAUCCCAAUAACAACUCAAUCAUCAUCAUCAUCAUCACCUACAACACAAUCAACAUCAACUUCAUCAUUAACAACCACAACAACGAAGCCAAUUGUAGCUGAUAUUAAUCACCAUGGAUUUAAUCACCAUCAUCAUCAAUCUCAUCAAUCGAUGAAACUAUUUUUUGAAAUACUUCCUCUUCUAGCGACAAUCAUUUUUUUCACCUUAAUUGGUUUUCUAAUUUUUGGACUAAGUCGCUUAUGUACUAGUCGAACUGAAUCAUCUUCGCACCUUGGCUCAUGGCCGAUGAUGAUAAAACCAUCGGCUAAUAAAUGCGAUUCAAUGGAAACAUCGGUUUGUUCAAUCACAAGUGACCUUGAAUAUCGACCUGGUCCCUUUUAUCCGCCAAACGUUUUCCCAUCGGCACCAGAAAGUUACAGUGUCUUUGGAACCAAUGAUUUAAAUGCAGCUCAAUUAAUUCCCAACAAUUUAGAGAAAUGGGAAUUCCCUCGACAUCAUCUUCGUCUCUUGGGUAUUCUGGGCGAAGGUUGUUUCGGUCGAGUUUGGAAGUGCGAAGCUUUCAGCAUAAACGAUGUCGAAGGUGCAACAAUUGUGGCCGUUAAAACGACCAAAGAAACUUCAUCGGAACAAGAGAAACGCGAUUUAAUGAGUGAAUUAGAGAUCAUGUCACAACUCGAGGAGCACCCGAAUGUCGUUAGUCUACUGGGCUGUUGUACUGAAAUCGAGCCUCGAUUCCUGAUUUUAGAAUAUGUUCCAUUUGGAACUCUACAAAGUUACCUUCGGGACAAUCGAUCAGAGCGAUUCUAUGGUAACAUUCUCGGCGCAUUUACGUCCCAAGAUCUUACGUCAUUUGCUUAUCAAAUUUCGAAAGGGAUGGAAUAUAUAAGUUCCAAAGGAAUUAUCCAUCGUGACCUUGCCGCUCGCAACAUUUUAAUGGGAAACAAUAAAACUUGUAAAAUCGGCGACUUUGGUUUCUCUCGGCAAAUUAUAAUCAAUCAAAUUUACGAACGAAAAUCAGAGGGCCGACUUCCAAUACGAUGGAUGGCUCCAGAAUCGUUAUCGGAUAAUUUGUUCAGCGUUUCGAGCGAUGUUUGGUCAUUUGGUAUCUUAAUGUGGGAGAUUUGUACCCUUGGGUCAACACCCUAUCCAGGAAUGUCCACCAAAGAGGUCAUGAGAAAAGUUCGUGAUGGUUAUCGACUCGAAAAGCCUGAACACUGUAAACGGGAGAUUUACAACAUUAUGUUUUAUUGUUGGGAUUCGCUGCCCGAUGAGAGGCCAAAAUUUCCCGAAAUAACCAAAAUGUUGGACAAUUUGGUGACCAGUGAAAACGAUUACAUUGAACUUGACCGAUUCCCUGACCACUCUUAUUAUAAUGUUCUUACUAAUCUUUCCGGAGAAAAACUGUAAUCUCAUAAUCACCAAAUUGUCGAUUCAAUUGUAAUCAUAAUUGUAGUUACAUUUUAAUUCAUUUUUUUAUCAAUUAAUUAUCCACAUUCUGGUCAAUGCACUUUCGUUUUUUUUUGCCAUAAACUUAAUUAAAAUUCGUA
Messenger RNA from Panonychus citri (citrus red mite), 2948 nucleotides. RefSeq names its product tyrosine kinase receptor Cad96Ca-like (gene Cad96Ca). The record is from RefSeq and is a predicted model, not a curated record. Gene Ontology annotation, cellular component: membrane; signaling receptor complex. Gene Ontology annotation, molecular function: ATP binding; calcium ion binding; transmembrane receptor protein tyrosine kinase activity. The transcript is spliced from 7 exons. Gene Ontology annotation, biological process: homophilic cell-cell adhesion; protein phosphorylation; positive regulation of kinase activity. The coding region runs from base 526 to 2808 and encodes 760 amino acids. NCBI's taxonomy places the organism in Eukaryota, Metazoa, Arthropoda, Arachnida, Trombidiformes, Tetranychidae.